GGCCCGGCCGGGCGGGGCCGGGGGAGGCCGCGGGCCACAGGGGCCGGGGGCUGCAGGGGCUGGCUGGGUACCACUGCCCCCCAGGGCCACGCGUGGGACGGGUACCGCGGUUCGGGGGAGCCACACCGCCCCCUCAGUCCGGCAGCAGGAGCCCCCCCGGCGCGGCAUGGAGCCCCCUCUCGAGAGCGCACGGGAGACGCCGACCACGGCGGACACUGCUGCCGAGUUCCUGAGCCUCAUCGGGCUGGAAGAGCUGGAGUGGUGCCUGUUUGCUGAGACGCUGGCAGUGGUGGCCGUGGGGGACCCACUAAGGGACAAGGCAGAGGGCCAGUGGUGGAUGGCAGCCCAGUGGGCACCCUACCAGCGGGAAGGUGAGCCGGUGCAGAGCUGCAUCCUGGUGCAAACCAGGUUCCGAGGCAAGCAGGAUGGUGUGCCUGUCAACAGCACCCUCAAAGCUUAUGUGACCUGGCAGCUGGAGACCCUGGAGCAGGAGGAGCAGGAGUGCUUGGAGCUCAGACCACACCCCACAGAGAAGACGACCCACAUUGUGAGCCACGAGCAUGGCAUGACUGUCAUGAAGACCCUGCGGCAGGGAGAGGUCUCUCUGCAGGCAGAGCCACAGUGCCUGGGCUUCUCCUACAGCCGGGACAAGCUGCGGGGAGUGCUGCUGGAGGGUGCCAGCCUCCUGCUGCUGCGGGUGCUGGCACGCCGGCAGACGAUGCCCGCCGACCUUGUCUUCCCAGCCAUCAACACCGAGGGCGACCUCUGCACCUCCAGCUAUUCUGCCCUGGGCAUCCAGCGGCAGGCAGUGGGCUCGGCAGAGACAGAGGUGUUGGUGAUCAAGCGAGCCGUGCACACCAGCACCGGCGCCUCCACUGUCUGGCACGGCAGCUUCCUCCCCAACGGGCAUUUGGCUCAGCUGAUGCAGGUUGGCUCCCCAGUGCUGAUGCUUCAACAGGAUGAGUCCAUCCUCAGCAAGUCAGGUUUGAGUCCAAACUCCCCUUCCCCAAAGAGCCCCUGGACUGGGAGGAAGACAUGCAGCUCUACUCCUGUUUCCUGGACAGGAAGGAUGAGCUGCAACUAUCCCAUGCUGCCUACCUCCAGCAGCACCCCGAGGUCCGGGCACUGCUGUCUGACUUCCUCCAGGCGUUGCUCCUCCAGCAGCCACAUGACCCCAUCUCCUUUGCUGCAGAAUUCUUUGCCCACCAGCGGCCCUUUGGGACCCCCUAUGCUUCCAGUGAGGCUGCCAGCCCCUUCCCCAACUCCCCACCUGGACACUCUCCAGCUGACAGCAAAUAAAGCAGCCGGCACUGCCUGUCCAGUCUUGUUUGCUUUGGGGAACCUGAGGCUUGGGGAGGGCAGGUGGAGCUGAGCUGUGUGCUAAAGCCCCACUGUGUCUUCUGAGUGGGACCCUGUCCCCCUCCCAGCUGUUCUAGCCCUUGUUAGGGGUUGAAGGGUGCCUGGGACAUACUGUGGUGCAGGGCCAGGCUCACAUCCCUGCAUCUGCCGCCACCCCAUGCGUUCC
Prinia subflava (tawny-flanked prinia) is the source of this 1525-nucleotide messenger RNA. It is a transcript of the gene CATIP, whose product is annotated as ciliogenesis associated TTC17 interacting protein. Lineage: Eukaryota; Metazoa; Chordata; Aves; Passeriformes; Cisticolidae. The transcript is spliced from 9 exons. The record is from RefSeq and is a predicted model, not a curated record. Gene Ontology annotation, biological process: actin filament polymerization; cilium organization. The coding region runs from base 167 to 1372 and encodes 401 amino acids.